This is a messenger RNA of Pleurotus ostreatus (oyster mushroom), 1587 nucleotides long. RefSeq lists its product as uncharacterized. The transcript has 2 exons. The record is from RefSeq and is a predicted model, not a curated record. NCBI's taxonomy places the organism in Eukaryota, Fungi, Basidiomycota, Agaricomycetes, Agaricales, Pleurotaceae. Bases 1 to 1587 code for a protein of 528 amino acids.
AUGUCUAAAGAGUUGCUUGGAACUCUCAUCAUCGUCGUGUUGAAGGCGAAGAACCUCCCAGAUCCGCACUCGUUCUACAAAUCCGAUGUCUACACGCAGGUGUCGCUAAACAAUGAAAGCAAGUCCACUCCGGUGGACGUCAAGGGCGGACAACACCCUGUGUGGGAUGCAGAGCUUCGGUUCCCUGUCAUGAAGGACAGUGCCGCAAAGUUUCGGGAACUCAAGGUAUCAUGCUGGUCGAAGGAGCCUCGAACUGAUGAAAAGCUCGGGGAGGGAAAGAUUGACAUUACUGAGACUCUGAAGACAGGCGAAUUCGAUGAUUGGAUCAGUCUGUCAACCCCAGAGGCAGGUGUGAGAGGAGAUGUGUAUCUAGAAAUGACCUUCUACGCCGCUGCCCCGAUGCCUGCCACAUCAAACCGUCUUUCUGCGGCACCGGGUGCACAGCUCCUUCGUCGGCCGUCCAAGCUCUCGCAGGCGGACCGGCUUUCGCGUCCUGCUACCAAACCUUCCCCCUUAUCUACCAACGGAUCCCAAUUCACUCAACCAGAUAAUCGAAUUCGCCGAGAGCUGUCUCCGCUGCGUAAUAAUCAGCUUGCUUCUGGCCAUGUCUCACCUCCGCAUCCGAGAUCAACUUCUGUGUCACUACAGCGUUUGAAUGCGCCUCUGCCGGAGGAGCCGGAUCGCAUGCAAUCCCCGCCCAUCCCAUCGACUCUUCUUCCGGGGGCUGGGAGAGCGAAGCCAACACCUCAACCCGUUCAGCCUGCCCAGCUUCCGACGGGUGCCCUUCCCGCGAUCCUCAGACCAGGUAAUCCCAAUGCUCCCGCUCGCACCCCUGUGCCGACAGCGGCUCCCCAAGAGCACGCCGUACAACCAUCCCAUAACUCUGGUCAGCCUUCGUCAUAUUACCACCAUCCACCGCCCGAGCAGCCCGCACACCCCGUACAGCCAUCCCACAACCCUGGACCACCUUCGACGCAAUACGCUCCUCCCAUCGAACCCCAGAGACAGGUCAGCUAUGGCCAGGUGACCGGCAACCCUUAUGCAGAGCCUCAUAUAAGGCCUCAGAGCCAACACGCCAACGCUGGAUACGGAUCACCGCCUGUCCAUGCCGCCACCACGCCUGUACCACAAGCCGUCCCAGAGUUGUGGAGAACGUAUGAUGCCUCAGCUCCCUUAUCGUUUCCCGUCCCAGCCGUUUCCCCCGUGCGAGAGAGCUAUCUGCAUCACUCGCCCCCUGCGUCGCACACGCUUGGUCCCAGAUCGCCAGGGCCUACAUUUACUCCUACUCACAGUUGGGGACGAGAGCCACGCGACAUCCAGGACAUACACCGUCAGACACGAUAUCAGUCCCCCCUUCCGCUCCCUCCAUCAGCAACGACCGUUGGAUCUAGCCCACCGCCUGCCCAAAUAGUGCAACCAGCGGCACCGGCACCGGCGCCAGCGCCAGCACCAGCAAGACGGUCUUCAACAGACGCGGCGCUGCUGGAAGCCCAUCGUAAGGCCGAAAGAGAGGCAGCUCAGCGGAAAGAGCAAGAAGACAAAGACUUAGAACUUGCCCGCCAGUUGGAUAGAGAGUUGAAUCUAUAG